Molecule: messenger RNA, 456 nt
Organism: Cotesia congregata
Lineage: Eukaryota; Metazoa; Arthropoda; Insecta; Hymenoptera; Braconidae
Source: the annotation of a GenBank genome assembly
AUGCCGACUUACGAAAUGCCUUUACUACUCCGUAUAAUGAGCAAGCCUGAGACUUUUAAUACAUUGAAGAGAGUAUCAACUGCAAUUUUUAGUAAAAAAGGUAUCAUACGUAAAAUUGAUAAUCUUGGCCAAAAACCAACACCUUAUAAAAUGAGUAAUCAUAAUAUGGUUCAUCGAGAGGCUAACUACUACGUUAUUCACUUUGAUGUUCCUCCUCGAAAAAUUGAUGAUUUAUUAGAGGAAUAUGGUCGUGACAUCGAUAUCAUUAGAAGCAGGAUUUACAAAAAACCUGAUGAUAAAGAACAACCACAAUGUACGUGGCACGAGGAAAUGUUACCUCCUCCAUACAGACCCGAAGUCCAAAAAUUAAUGGAUAUUGCAGCAAAAUCUAAAACAGGAUACACAAUUGAGUUUAAAUACAAUUCUGGAUUGGAUUAUAAUCCAUUCCAAAGAUAA